This is a messenger RNA of Acanthaster planci (crown-of-thorns starfish), 2690 nucleotides long. Its product is annotated as U3 small nucleolar RNA-associated protein 14 homolog C-like. The record is from RefSeq and is a predicted model, not a curated record. Gene Ontology annotation, biological process: rRNA processing. Gene Ontology annotation, cellular component: nucleolus; small-subunit processome. NCBI's taxonomy places the organism in Eukaryota, Metazoa, Echinodermata, Asteroidea, Valvatida, Acanthasteridae.
UGGACGAGCUACAUGUACAUGUAGGUUUACGUGCCAUGUCGCAUCGUGUGUGAACACGUGGGUGGCGUAGACGUUUCUCUACUUAGGCCUAUUGAGUGAAAUUUUGUGAGGUUUGGGGGCCUCGGUAAGCAGGCUGGAAUAAUGGAGCGGUCAGAAGCAAGUGGAGAAGUUUCAGAGUUCAACUUCAGUGGUCCAGGCGACAAAAGUGGAUCUGUGAAGAUGCAUGAGUUGAUGAGUUCUCUGUCAAAUACGCCAAGUCACUCAGAGCUCAAGAAACAGCUGAGUAGUGUUCAGAAAACUCAGAAAGUUCUUGCAACACCUUUACAUAAGCAUGAUGCACAAAAGGUUCAAAGAUCUGUAGCUUAUGAAGCUGCUGCAAACGAAGUUUCCAAAUGGGAUCAGGUGGUGCAAGCAAAUAGGAGAGCAGAACACAUGUCCUUUCCCCUGAACCAGCCAAGGCUUGGACUUCAAACUACUGAUCAGUUUGUGAAAAAAUUUCAGCCAAGCAGUCCUUUGGAACAAGAAGUGUACAAGAUUCUUCAUGGUAGUAAACACAGUGAAAGACCUAAUAAACUGGCCCUUGCUGAGGAAGAAAUACUCACAUGUAUGAGUCUGGAAGAGGCUCAAGAGCGCCGAGCUGAGCUGCAGAAAACACGGGCCCUUUUGUCAUACUACGAAGCAAAGUGUCAUCGAAAGAAGAAAAUCAAGAGCAAAAUGUAUCACCGCAUUGAGCGCAAAUGCAGGACCAAAGAAGCUGGAUGUAAAUUCAGACAGAGCGUGAAAGCUGGGACAGACGAAGCUAAGGAGCUACUGGACAAGUUUGAGAGAGCAAGAGCAAAGGAACGAGUGACUCUCAAGCAUCGUAACACAGGAAAGUGGGCCAAAGGAUUAAUGCGGUUUGGGAAAUAUGACAGCAAUGCACGCCAUCUAUUAGCAAAGCAGUUGCAACAAAGUUAUGACCUCACUACAAAAUUCAAGGAUGCAGAUGAUGGAGAUAUUGUUGACAAUGAGAGGACUACCUCGCAUGUUAGUCAAAGUGACGGUUCUGCUGACAGUCCUACAUCCAGAUUACUGCACGGCGACAUCAAUAAUCCAUGGUUUACUGGAACCACUGCCAAACAUCAAGAAACUGUUCAUACCAAGAGUGUUCCUUUUCAGCCUGUUUCCUCUUAUGUGAUGCAUACUGAAUCGGACAACGAGUCUUGUACAUCUGAUAAUGGUGUUGGUGAAUUACGUGAAGAAAAUAAGUGCAACGUAUUCACAACCUUGACUAAAUCAAACUUGAAACAAGAAGAUGAAUCCAAGUCUGACCAUGAUAAGCAGAGUGAUGGAGAUGCACCUCUUUCAAGAAGUUCUGAGAACUUGUCUCCCCUUGACAGAGGUUAUGAAAAUACCUUUGUUGAGAAACAAAAACAAAAUGCAAAGUUGACAAUUUUAAGAGCCGAGGCAACAGCUGUUCAGUCUUCUGCUCCGGAUCUUAUCAUUGGUGAAGAGCAGUCUCAUCCUUUUCUGACUAUUCGUGAGGCCUUUGCUGAAGAUGAUAUUGUGGAGGCCUUUCAAGAUGAAAAACAGGAACACAUGGACCUUUGCAAGCCAAGCGAUGAUGGAAAUUUAUCACUGGCAGGCUGGGGAGAUUGGGGAAGUGCUGGAGUAAGGAAGAGGAAAAUGAAGAGGUUUGUAACAAAGGCAAAGCCUGCGCAACCUCAGCGGGUUGAAAAUUUGCAGCAUGCUCUUGUUAAUGAGAGUAGAAACAAGAAAAUGGCAGUGCAUCAGGUGAAUCAUUUACCAUUUCCCUAUAGUGCCCCAGAACAAUUCCAGCGUAGUGUCAGAGUACCAAUUGGUAGCACAUGGAACACACCUUCAGUUUUCAAGAAGAUAACAACUGCAAAUGUAACAACAAAAAUGGGAACAGUUAUUGAGCCAAUCGAUGCUUCUGAAACAUUCAAGAAAACCAAGAAGAGGACAUCAGAACCCCUAGCAACAACACAAAAUGCUAAAAAAAAAACAAUCAAAUGGAACAAAGAAAGGAAAUAAAUAACUGUCAGUCCUGAUUGCUAGUAAACAAUUUAGCAGUAACUUUUUGAAACAUUGAAGUUGCAACAUUUACAAGUUCUAGCUUUAUACUGAUAACAGGGUUUAAAAUUCUGUUCUACAGCCUCAUAUAUGUUGCUAUUUAAGCUUUACAAUUAACUUGUCUGGAGUAUAUUACUAAGAGACCAAUCAUUAUUAUUAAUGAUCCUGUUCAAUUGAAGGUGCUUCUUUUUAAUUCUAUGGUUCUUAUUUCCGACUGACCCUGCUUUUUGCUUCCGACCACUGAUUUUUUUUUUAAUCUACCGCCCUUGUCCACAACGUAGCUUAGAAAAAAAUCUAAGAAAAGGACACUCUUCGAAGAAAAUCCAGUCAUAAAUAUCUGAUAUACAUGUAUUCUAUUUGUCUACUUAACUAAUGUGUACCUUGGGAAUGCAUGAACUAGUUGAACCAUGGACAAUGAGGGUCUUGGCUUACUGAACUUAGCUGGUAUGCCUUUUAACAGUCAACUUUAUGAUGGUAUGUAAUAAGUGCAAAUGUUGUUUAUUUUGUGUAACUUAAUCAAAGGGGAUAAUGAUUUGUUUAUUUUUUUUAACUGACUAAAAGUCAUGGAAUUAAAAGUUACUUCCAAACCAGGCAGUCAUCCAUUGAAUGCCUCGGAA